Molecule: messenger RNA, 3769 nt
Organism: Prionailurus viverrinus (fishing cat)
Lineage: Eukaryota; Metazoa; Chordata; Mammalia; Carnivora; Felidae
Gene: ARF3
Product: ADP ribosylation factor 3
Exons: 7
Coding region: 426-971 (181 amino acids)
Biological process (GO): vesicle-mediated transport; intracellular protein transport
Cellular component (GO): cytoplasm; plasma membrane
Molecular function (GO): GTPase activity; GTP binding
Source: RefSeq, a predicted model, not a curated record
GUGGGGGUGCGCCGCACAGCUCCCGUCGCCGUCGCGGCUUCCGGUGCUAGGUGGAGGAAAGGAAGGAGGGAGCCAGGGAGCGGGGCCAGGGGAGCAGUGGUGCCGAAAUCGGCUUGGGGGAGUCGAAGGGAGCGGAACCAGUGCCGAGCGGAACCUGCGGGGGCGGAGGCGGCGGCCGCAGCGGCGGAGCUGGGAGCAGGAACAGGUGGUGACCAGCUUUGCUGCCAUUUUGUCUUGAGCUUCUUGGGCCUGAAGAGGAGGAGGUGGUGCCAGAUCAGAAGUCCCCUCGGAGGUGUCUUACGACGCAAGCCUGAGUCAGCCACAGGAGUCAGGAUCAAGUUCUCCAUACCAGGGGCCAGGCCAAAACCAGACUGCCACUGCCCCCACUUGAGCCCGCCUGUCCUCAGAAAGUGGUUGCUGUGAUCAUGGGUAAUAUCUUUGGAAACCUUCUCAAGAGCCUGAUUGGGAAGAAGGAGAUGCGUAUCCUGAUGGUGGGCCUGGAUGCCGCAGGAAAGACCACCAUCCUGUAUAAGCUGAAACUGGGGGAGAUCGUCACUACCAUCCCCACCAUCGGGUUCAACGUGGAAACAGUGGAGUACAAGAAUAUCAGCUUCACAGUUUGGGAUGUGGGUGGCCAGGACAAGAUUCGGCCUCUCUGGAGACACUACUUCCAGAACACCCAAGGGUUGAUAUUUGUGGUCGACAGCAAUGAUCGGGAGCGAGUAAAUGAGGCCCGGGAGGAACUGAUGAGGAUGCUGGCAGAGGAUGAACUCCGGGAUGCAGUGCUCCUUGUCUUUGCAAAUAAACAGGAUUUGCCUAAUGCUAUGAACGCUGCCGAGAUCACAGACAAGUUGGGCCUGCAUUCCCUGCGUCACCGCAACUGGUACAUUCAGGCCACCUGUGCCACCAGCGGGGACGGGCUGUACGAAGGCCUGGACUGGCUGGCCAAUCAGCUCAAAAACAAGAAGUGAGAGCCAGGCAGCCCUAUUCGACCACCCCACCCACCCCUGACACACCUACUGUCUCCCUACCCCAGUCCUGCCCCUUCCUUCCCGUUGCCAGUGUGGCCAGGGCCCUGGGUAUCAUGUCCGCAUGCCCAACAAGAGCCUUGCCUCCCCUGCCUCCCCUCCUCUUCCCUGUCCAUGACCAGUCCCCGGUUGUUGUCCUGAUGAUGAAUCAUUCCAAUUUAUCGGAUUUAAAACAAAAACAAGGUUGUUAUGGUUUCAUGGGGUGGCCCCCCUCAUCCUUGGGUUUGGGAGGUGGGGUGGGGUAUUCUCUUCGUUCGCUUCGUUUGGCUCUGGUUGCUGUGCUCUUGGCAUCUGAGUCCCUUCCCUUUCCCCACAGGUCCUUCUCCUAUUCCCCGUCUUCCUUUCCUUUGCCACCCUCUCCCCGUUCUACAUGGAAAUUGCACGGGCCUCUCUGUGUGUGCGUGCAUGUGUGCGCGUGUAUAUACAUGUAUAGAGAGAUAUAUAUGCAGGGGCCGGGGGAAGGGUGGAGGGGUGGAGUGCAGCUCGAGGCUGGGAGCCAGGACACUGCCCGCCCUAGCCUAUCAUCUGCCUCUCCCAUGUUGAUGAGAUAAAGGGAAAAAGGUAGAGGGAAGGCUGUCCCACUUGCAGUGGUUCCUCUCUUCUCUGCAGGUGGGUUUUUCUGGAUGAUAGGAUGGAUGGUGGAUUUUCCACCACCAUCUUCCUGUGUACCUCUCUCUCCUGCUUAGGGCAGGGGGGUGGUGUUUAUCUCUAGAUGACUGUUCCCAAGGAGAUACCAUUCUGCCCUGCCUUGUUAGUGGGGAGAAGAGAGGAGCCCACUCACUCUUACCAGCCCAGUGUUCAACUGGUCCUCCUCCUCAUCCUUAGAUCUGUUCCUCAGGAGCUUGUGGGGAAGAUAGGGAGAGCAAGACCAUGGGGGUGUGUUUGGGACCAAGGGCACUGGGGGGGUGGGCCUCAGGUUUUUCAUCUUCAUACUUUUGUGUUGUUACGAGGUGAGGCAUGGAUCAGUCCUGUUCCUGCCUUCCCAUGUGCCCCCCCCCCUUCCUUAUCUUCUGAUCUUGGGGAUCGGGUGGUUCAUCUAUCCUUUGUCAGAAGUUUCCUCACUUUAGUAGUCCUGCUGGCCUGACCAGGGCUGGCUGGGUGGUUUAAUGGGAAGCAAGGGAGUGGGGGUGACAUAGCAGACCUCAGUUUCAAUUCCCCUUCUCUCCACUUCACUCUUUUUUUAGUCCAGGAUGUGCUGAAGGCUGAAAAUUUUCUAUUCUGUUUCUAGACCCUCAGGCUAUCCUGCUGUCCCUCCUGACUCCCAUCCCAACAGUUUUUCCCUGCCCAUUUCACCCACUUCCCAUAAAUCAAUUUGAGGGUCGGAGUGGAGGAAACAGAACUCUGAAGUAGUUGUUGGUGCUGGUGGGAUGCAGUGGUCUUCAGAGUCCUCCCACCAUAAUUAUGUAGUUGUUCAGAAGCUGCUGCUGCUACUGCGUCUCUCUGUGUACAGGGGGCGCUUGUCCCUGACGUCCUGGCCUGGGUCCUGACUUUGCGGUUUCUGUGAAGCCGUGGCUUUUCUGUGGGCUCCUGUGUGUGCUGGCUGCGCCCUGAGCUCCUGAACAGCCACCCAUAAUCUUUCUGCUAAGGUCAGGGCCCAGGCCCCCUGACAAGCAUGGCUGAGGGACCCCUUCCCAGAAGGAGUGUCCCAAGCCCCACCCCAUGGGGCCAGGCUUCCUGCCACCUUUGUCUACAACAGGCAGAUCAGUAUCCCCACCCUGACCCAGGUUGAACUGUGAAAGAGAGGUUCCAGGGGUGUCUCCCUCAGUGCCAGUUCCUUAGUGAUGUACUAUUUACCCAAGAUGCAGUGGGUGUGGUGUGUGCAGGUCUCUUGAUCUCUAGGCCUGUGUGUGUGCGUGUGUGUGUGUGUGUGUGUGUGUGUGUGUGUGUGUGUUUGGUGGCGGGGUGAGGGGAGAGGGGUGCUGGAGCUUCUAUUUCAUUUUAAUGUAUAUUCACUCCCAUGAACCCCAUGGAUGCUUCUCUCCACCCCUUUUCUUUGCUUCUGCCUCAGUUUCCUCAUGUUUUUGCUCCUGCUCCUGUUUCCUCUCCCUUCCUGAACUCUUUCCUUGGCCUUCUCAACUCAUUCACUGCUGUUGCCUGCUGUCGUCUCCCCUUUCCUUGUUUCAUUCCUACUUAGGAUUCCCCACUCUUGAUCUUUGCGGUAGGUGAGAAUUUUGCCUCUUCUCCUGCCUCCCAGUCUGACUCUCCCUAGUUAGAUGUCAGUCCCAAAUAGGUUUUUCUCAUUUUAGGCCCACCCCUACCUUGCUUUGGGGAGCUCCAGAGACCAGCGGGCCUGAGCGUUAGGAAGCAGCCUUGGAGGUUGCCUUGGUGCUGCUCAAGGAUGUAUCCAGCAGGGGGCAGUAAGUGAUCUUGGUAGUGUCCCUGGCUGCCAGGCCCUUGGCAGGGGUGGUCUCUUCAACAUUCCCAUUCACCUAAAAGCUCUUUUUGGAUUGGGUUUUUCAUUCCAUUUUUGCUUGCUCCCUUCCACACUCUUCUCUGGGAGAUUUAAUUUUAUGCUUUCCUUUGUUACAGCCUCUUCCCCCCUGGAGAAUUCCCCUCCCCCCCAAAGUUUGUUUUGUGGUGUUAUGGUGGUAACUGCAGUUCUGAACUGGUUUUUCUCUUCUUUUUUCCUCCUCUGGAAUGUAGACUGUAUAUGUUUAAUAACUCACCUUCUCUCUCCUUGCUCAAAAUGUGGGAUACGCGAUGACUGUGACCCUGGUUGGAAAUUAAACUUGUUUUAUGCA